GUUCUCAUAUGUUCAGAUGGAGAAUGUAAUGUAGGGGUGGGAGUUGUAGUCACAAGGCUCAGGUCAGUCUGCAGUCACAUGGUUUGUGUUUGCAGUUCAGAGCGCUGGACAAACUUCUGUUACACACAUGAAAGUCUUUCAUGAGUCCUCUGUGAAAUAGGCUACUGAAAAUCAUAUAGCGACAUUUAAACGCAGGAGUCAGGAAAUAAUGGAAAUACCAGCCAUAAAUCUUAAGGCCAUCGUAUUGGUUCAUUGGUUACUGACAGUCUGGGCAUGUUUGUUUUCUUGGCUUCCUUACUCUUAUGUGUCAGGGAACAUGAGUGUUCUUGCAGUGGGAGUUUGGGCCAUAGCACAGAGAGACUCCAUAGAUGCAGUUUUAAUGUUCUUGAUUGGGUUGGCUGUCACCAUCAUGACUGACAUUGUCCAUUUUGGGUUGUUCUACACUCAGCCUGAAGGCUUGUCCGUGAGCACUAUGCGGGACACGUUCCGCUUUAGUGCGGGCAUGGCCAUCCUGAGCCUGAUCCUUAAACCUGUUUCCUGCUUCUUUGUCUACCAGAUGUACCGUGAGCGGGGUGGAGACUACAACGUCAACUUUGGUUUCCCAACAAUAACUCGAAACAGAGAUACCUACCAAUCCUUUGACCAGCAAGAUCAGUCUGGCAGCACUGCCAACCCAUUUGGCCAAGCAGAAGACAACAAGCCUGGACCAUGUUCCUACUAAAACUGACCAAACCCAACAUUUGACCAAAUACCAACAAUUAUGUGCAGCCAAAAGCCAUCAGUGUUAGUUAUUUUAAAUUUAUUUUUGUUUUUCAGAGAGAUUAUUUGGUUUUAAUAUGUUCUUAAAGGGGUAAUGACAUGAGGAAUCACAUUUUCAUUGAUCUUUUGACAUAUAAGAGGUCAUUGUACUAUAAAAAUGCACUGUAAGUUUCCGAACUCAAAACUUCCUCCUCAUUGCAAAAAGAGCAUUCGUUGAAACCAAGCUGCCAAAACGACUCAUUCUCUACUUCUUCCACAUUAUGAUGUCACACUGUGGUAGACAUUUGCAUCUCACUGCCUCCAUCUCAUCAACGCCUACUUUACCUUAUCACUUCCAUAGCCCCGCCUGGUAGCGAUGAGCAGUGAGAUGGCAAGCAGAGAGCAGGUCAUUCAAGAGCAGAGAGCCAAUCAUGUCAGUGGGCAUUUACUGUCAAGUCUUAAAGGAGAAGCAACACCAAAACCAAGCGAUUCUGACAGAGGGUCAGAAUGAGGGUGGAAAAUUAUAUUUUACAAAUAUAUUACUGUUUUUUUUUUUGUUGUUUUUUUUUUUGUGCAUUAAAAGUGAAGCUCAAGGAACAUAUUAAAAUAAUCCAAAAAGGCAUGUCAUGACCUCUUUAAGGACUUUAGCAGUUCCUGCUAUUUUUAAAGGAUAUGUUGCUACAGACAUUUGAGAAAAUAAAUAUUACAUCUAACAACAGGAAAUAAAAGGUAAAGUCAACUUCACAUCUGCUUUUCCAGGAGUUCUCAUGUUCAGAUCAGGUAAUUGAGAGGGCUGUAGAACAUUUCUAUAUUUGCUCAUUACAGGUUAUAUACAUCGGCAUGAAUUAACUGUUUUCAAAGGAUGACCCCUCACUUGGUUUGUGGUAUUGAAUGAUAUUCUCUAUUUUCGGGUGUUUAGAAGUCUCCUGCUAAGUGUCCAUCAGAAUUUAUUUGUGAGAUGUAACUUGUCAACACUGUUCUUCUUUUGCAGUUUGUUUGUACUUGACACUAUGGCCAAAAGUAUGUGGAAAAUUGGACACUCCCAUAUGUGCUUUCAGUAUUCCAAUUAAUCCCAAUGGGGUUCAGGUCAGGGCUUUGUGCAGGCAACUGAAGUUCUUCCACACCAGAUAUAGUAAACCAAUUCUUCAUGGACCCCUUCAGUAGGAACGUGGUCCAGGGUUAUUGCCAUGCUGGAACAUAAAAGGGCCCUCCCCAAACUGUUGCUACAAAGUUGGAAGCACGCAAUUCUCUGGAAUAUUAUUGUCACAGCAUAAAGAUUUAUUUACUGGAAUUAAGGGGCCUAGACAAACCAUUUCAGUAAUUAGAAAACGAUGUCCACAUACUUUUUGCCAUGUAGUGUUGUCAUAGUUUUUAACAUUUAUCUUUUAACAAACCUUAAAGGGAUAGUUCACCCAAAAAAAUUAAAAUUCUCAUUUACUCACCCUCAUACCAUCCCAGAUAUGUAUGACUUUUUUUCUUUUUUGGAAGAAUAUUUCAGCUCUGUAGCUCCAUAAAUUACAAGUGAAUGGGUGUCAAAAUCAUAAAUUUCCAAAAAGUACAUAUUGCCAUCAUAAAAAUAAAUCCAUACAACUCCAGUGGAUUAAUUCAUGUCUUCUGAAGCAAACCGCUAUGUGUGUGUAAGAAAUAGAUCAAUAUUUAAAACUUUUUUUUUUACUCAAAAUAUUCGCUUCCGACCAGCUGUGGUAUGCACGAUCAUAAGGGUGGACCGCAUCUCGCCUGACAUAAGCAUGUUGGCAUGUCGAUAUCAUUGGAUUCUUCGGCUGGUCUGAAAUCGGCAGGGGAUAAUGUUACACAAGAGGCAUACGUUAUGCAAGAGGCAGCAUGUAUUCGACCCUCAUGACCAUGCAUACCACAGCUGGGCAGAAGUGAAAUUUUAUAGUUACAUUUUUUUUAAAUAUUGAUCUUUUUCUUACACCUAGUGUUUCCUCUCAGAAGAGAUUAUUUAAUCCACUGGAGUCAUAUGGAUUACUUUUAUGAUGGCUAUGUUUGCUUUUUGGAGCUUCGAAGUUUUGGCCACCAUUCACUUCGCAUUGUAUGGACCUACAGAGCUGAAAUAUUCUUCUAAAAAUUGUAAUUUGUGUUCAGCAGAAGAAAGAAAGUCAUACACAUCUGGGAUGCUAUGAGGGUUAGUGAAUGAUGAGAGAAUUUACAUUUUUAGGUGAACUAAUCCUUUAAGUAUUUUUCUGUUUGAUAGGUACACCAACAUCAUCUUUCAAAGAUUCAAAAGUUCCUAAAUGUUCAAACCAUAUGCCAUGCAAUAUGUUCUCUAUUUACAGUAUGAUUCAUUAGAUUGGUCAUGCACACUGGAUUAUGUACUUUCUAAAUUUAGUAAUGCUGAACUUUGAAGUCUGAGAAUUUAGAUUUUUCUAUCAAAUUCUGCUACCUCUAAAUCAGAGGUGAGAAAAUGGGUUUUGGAACGAGAUAAAUACAUUUAGAGACAAAUAUGUAAAUGAAUGCUAAGCACUUCCUUAAUAUGCAAAAAAAAAAUUACAGAUGGUCUGUUAAGAAGAAAAUGCCAAUAUCAGCUUUCCAAUUUCAACAAUUUAACAGAUUUCAUUAAUUUUAAUUCACCAAUGCCUUAGUGCAUGUGCUAUGGCACUGUUUGUUUCAAACCCAAAACAGGUGCUUUCUUAAAAGGGUUCACCCAGAAAUGAAUUUGAGGUCAACUAUCCCUUUAAGCACAACCAUGAGUGUUAUUUUGUCAGCUAUGUAAGCUCAAAGAUAAUAUAAGAUGUACUAGUCUAUGACUUCCAAUUGCAAAUCUCACUGUUUCACUUUGUAAUAAUAACCAAGUACAGAUGCAGUGUGUUAAUUUAUUAUUAUUAUUUGGAAAGCUGGAUGGUCAUAGUGCAAAUACUUGUGUGCAAUGUAACUUCAUGUCAAUAUUUUUAAAUAUGCUUGUCUUUUAAUUAGAGCUUUGGGCUCAUGACUGUACCAGAAACAAAAUGCUGGAACACUGAAUGCUUUUGGAAAUGUUUAAUGAUGUUCAAACAUCCUGUUUGAGAAUGAUUGCUAAAGAGGUGGCUUGAGUUGUCAUGAAAUCAAACCGUGCUGUUGUAGUGUGUUGUGCUUCAGUUGUACUCUUUCUGGUUGUGUUUAAAAGCUUGAUGCAACACACUAGUUUCACCAGAUUGACCACAGAAACCAGAACAAUUAUGAUUUCAGACAGACAACAAACAAAUCUACUACAUGUCAAGUAGGGAUAUUGAAGCGGCCAUUUGUUGAAUUGUCUAGUUUUGUCAGUGUAAAAUGAUUAUUAAUGAAGUCUCUAGUUUCUGAAGCAGAAAGGUAGCCGUGUGAUGCAUCCGUAUGGUGAAAGUAGAUCUGUCUUUCACUUUGUGUUGCAACAGAGACACAAAUGUCUGAAGCCACGUGGUAAAAUCACACUUGGUUACACCCAAACUUGCAGCUUGCACAGCUGUUUCUGGUCUAUCUGCUUGAUCUAAAUUAUUAUUAUUAUUAUUUUUUAUUGUCCUCUUCAUUUGCCAAGUGGUAGCAAACACUUUGUAUUCCCACUGUUUGGUUUUCAUACCUACUUGGGAUAUUACAUGUUGUCAUAGAAACGCCACACUGCAUGAAACAUUUAUUCAUUUAAAUUAGAAUUGUGUUUUGGAUAAUGUUGCAGCUUUCAUUGGCAGAAAGGAUCAUUAAAGUGGUCUUGAUAAUGUUUCAAAUAAAGGAUGGAUCAUUAUUUCAAAGAUUAGCUGUGUUUUUAGGCCUCUACACCAACAUACUUCCUUUAUUUUGUCAUCUGUUCUUGGGUAGGGUUUGGAGCCAGAGAUGAUUUUUAACAGUAUGUUUAAGAUAUCUAUGAAUAUUGACCUUGCAGACUUUCAAACAUAUCCACACAAUCAUGGUUUUUAUGUUAUAGGGUGAAUAAAGAGAAAGUGGGACACCUUGUUUCUGAGUAAAAUGUAGAGGAACUUUUUUUAAUGGCUUUUUAAACAUUUUCAAUGGUAUUGUCUGAGGGGUUAAGCCAUUUGCCAUUUAAAACAUCACCAAUUACAUAUUAUCAAAAAGUGUCCCACUUUAGCUCUAUUCAUCUUAUAUUAGAUAUGUUUUUUUCUCUAUAACUCAUUUCAGUUCUCAUCUUCUGACAUGCUUAACACAAAUUGACUUAUUUAUUGUAAAACUCAUGCUGUUGAUGUAAUGAGUACAUGAAAUAUUAAUUUCACAAGCUCUUCUCUUCUCUUCUCUUCUCUGAAAAUUGAACUGAAAGUGUUUCUGGAAUAUUCUAAUCUUAAUACAAAUUACAAAAAUACCAGAUAAUAUUUGAAUCAUUUUUGUUAAGUUUUGGUUUUAGUAGAAUGUCAAAUAAAACCCUAUUAUUUCAUUUUGGAAA
Molecule: messenger RNA, 5101 nt
Organism: Myxocyprinus asiaticus (Chinese sucker)
Lineage: Eukaryota; Metazoa; Chordata; Actinopteri; Cypriniformes; Catostomidae
Gene: agtrap
Product: angiotensin II receptor-associated protein
Exons: 5
Coding region: 209-721 (170 amino acids)
Biological process (GO): regulation of blood pressure; angiotensin-activated signaling pathway
Cellular component (GO): plasma membrane
Source: RefSeq, a predicted model, not a curated record